Messenger RNA from Aspergillus nomiae NRRL 13137, 2016 nucleotides. Its product is annotated as AAA family ATPase CDC6. Gene Ontology annotation, molecular function: ATP binding; ATP hydrolysis activity; DNA replication origin binding. The record is from RefSeq and is a predicted model, not a curated record. The coding region runs from base 58 to 2016 and encodes 652 amino acids. Lineage: Eukaryota; Fungi; Ascomycota; Eurotiomycetes; Eurotiales; Aspergillaceae. The transcript has 2 exons. Gene Ontology annotation, cellular component: nucleus. Gene Ontology annotation, biological process: cell division; mitotic DNA replication checkpoint signaling; DNA replication initiation.
CUUCUCCUCCACAUCUGCUCCUUCCCCAGAAGCUACUGAUAGUUUCGAGCGCUCACAAUGACUGCUUCGGUUCUUGGCAAGCGCCAACGGAAUACUCUUGAGGUAGGAGUGCCAGUGCUACCUGUGCGCAGUGCCAGUAAGCGCCGAACACAACCGCCUCGCAUCCUUCAGGAAGAAAAUGCACCGUCUGCACCGACAACACGCCAACUGCGGUCAAAGACAAGGAGUGGCAGCACCUACCAACAGGAAAAUGAUGCCAAGUCUGAGGACGACUCCAAUAGAAUUGGAAGUGUGAAGGAUGAAGAGCCGGAGCAAGAAGCGCUAUCUCCCAUAAAACCCCAUUCGCGUAUCCGUACCUCAACAUCAAUCAAUGGAGGAUUAUCGACGAAGAAGUGCGGCGAUCCUCAACCGACAACUAUAGAUGAGAAUACGAGACCGGUUGAGUUUAAGACUCCUUCAAAGUCUAGAUACAGGGACGCCCUUGACUCGCCGCCUAUCACACCAAAGCACCGGGUUCAGGUCGGGGGAAUCUCGUUAACUCCACGUACACCUCGACAGGCAUCAACACCGCAAGCCACACAAACCACACAAACAAUUUAUACUCAGGCCAGACAAUUGUUUGCCCGGGGCGCAUAUUCGGGUCGCCUUAUUGGCCGUGAAGCGGAACGGGAAAAGCUAGUCUCGUUCAUCCAAGAUGGUCUCCAGUCACGACAAGGUGGCUGUCUGUAUGUCAGCGGUCCUCCUGGGACGGGCAAAAGUGCUAUGGUUAAAGAAGUAUGUGAUGAGCUUGACCUGGGCUCUGUGAAGGUUACGCAUGUCAAUUGUGCGAGCAUGCGAAGUGCUCGAGAUGUCUAUAGCAAGCUCAUCGAAGAUCUCUGCGACGACCAGCAGAUUUUCAAAAAGAGUGAAGCAGAGAGGCUAAAAGCCAUGUUCACCUCUAAUAAGAAGCAGGAUGAUAUGUAUCUGGUUUCAUUGGAUGAAAUAGACCACCUCCUUACCGCGGAUGCGGGUAUCCUGCAAUCUUUGUUCGAGUGGUCAUUGCAAGGAAAAUCCAAGCUCAUGCUUAUCGGAAUCGCCAAUGCGCUAGAUUUGACCGACCGUGCAUUGCCACAGCUCAAGGCAAAGAACCUGAAACCUCGUUUACUUCCUUUCUUACCUUACAACGCUGGUCAGAUCGCCAACGUAGUCACUGAACGUCUCCGCUCGUUGCUCUCUGGUGGCCAGUGCGAUGAUCCCAAAUUCAUUCCUUUUGUCCAACCGGCAGCUAUUAUGUUAUGCUCGAAGAAAGUUGCAUCGCAGACCGGCGAUCUGCGAAAGGCUUUUGAGCUCAUCAAGCGUGCUAUUGAUCUCAUCGAGCAAGAAACGUUGCAGAAACUCGAAAAACAGAACGAGAACCCGGAGAGCCCUUCCAAAACAAUACUCGUUGAGAAUAACAACCUCUCAUCCCCAAGGCCAAAGCAAAAUCUUACAUCAGCAUAUACAACACUUACUGCACCACGGGCCAGCAUUGCCCAUGUUGCACGCAUUACUUCGGCCACAUUUGGACAAGGGACUGUCCAACGACUUCAAGGCAUCAACCUCCAGCAAAAGGCGGCCAUUUGUGCAUUGAUUGCGCUCGACCGUAAACGACGUGAAGGAGAAUUUCCAGGAACACCGUCGAAGACCAAGCAUUCGGCCCCAACAAUAAAGCAAAUCUUCGAUACCUACUGCACGCUAUGCCGGAAAGAUAAUAUCCUCCACCCACUUACAGCCACUGAGUUCAGAGAUGUACUUAGCAACUUGGAGACUCUAGGACUGGUUGGAGAAUACCAAGGCAAGGGCCGAGGCGGCACAGUUGCCGGUGGUUCGAACAUCAGACGUUCUCCCUCUAAAUCAAUGAGUGGGCCUAUGACCCCCAGCAGGGCUAUGGAUGAACAGAGCCUGGUUUGCUUUGUGUCCCAAAAAGAGAUUGAAACUCAGCUUUCUGGCCCAGGAGAGGGAAUCCUCAGACGGCUGCUCACUGGCCAGGGUUUGUGA